Coccidioides posadasii C735 delta SOWgp is the source of this 1908-nucleotide messenger RNA. RefSeq names its product Serine hydroxymethyltransferase, cytosolic (gene SHM2). Gene Ontology annotation, biological process: folic acid metabolic process; tetrahydrofolate interconversion; L-serine catabolic process. Lineage: Eukaryota; Fungi; Ascomycota; Eurotiomycetes; Onygenales; Onygenaceae. Gene Ontology annotation, molecular function: serine binding; cobalt ion binding; glycine hydroxymethyltransferase activity. The record is from RefSeq and is a predicted model, not a curated record. Gene Ontology annotation, cellular component: cytoplasm.
CUUUUCUCUUCGUGCCAAUUCCCUCAACCCAUACCAUUGAAACAAAUUGAACCUCUUCCUGUUAGGCAAUUAGAGAGAAAAGAUCAUUGAUCAGAUAACCAUCAUGCCUACAUACGCUCUUUCACAGGCCCACAAGGACCAACUCGAGAAGUCUCUCGUCGAGACUGAUCCUGAGGUUUCUGAGAUCAUGAAAAGAGAGAUCCAGCGCCAGAGGGAGUCGAUCGUCCUCAUUGCCUCGGAGAAUGUCACUUCUCGUGCUGUUUUUGAUGCCUUAGGGUCUCCCAUGUCCAACAAAUACUCUGAGGGCUAUCCCGGAGCUCGUUACUAUGGUGGUAAUCAGCACAUCGAUGAGAUCGAGAUUCUGUGCCAGCAGAGAGCUCUCAAAGCCUUCAAUUUGGAUCCCGAGAAAUGGGGUGUCAACGUGCAGUGUCUCAGUGGUAGUCCUGCCAACCUGCAAGUCUAUCAGGCUCUGAUGAGGCCUCAUGAUAGACUUAUGGGCUUGGACUUGCCCCACGGAGGUCAUCUGAGUCACGGAUACCAAACUCCUCAGAAGAAGAUCUCUGCAGUCUCCACCUACUUUGAGACUUUCCCCUACAGAGUUAACCUUGAGACGGGCAUCAUUGACUACGACACCCUCGAGGCCAAUGCUCAGCUGUACCGACCAAAGUGCCUUGUUGCUGGAACAUCAGCAUACUGCCGUCUCAUCGACUAUGCGCGCAUGCGUAAGAUCGCCGACUCCGUUGGAGCUUACUUGAUUGUCGAUAUGGCUCAUAUUUCUGGAUUGAUCGCCGCCGGCGUCAUCCCGUCCCCAUUCGAGUACGCUGAUGUCGUCACUACCACCACUCACAAGUCUCUCCGUGGUCCCAGAGGAGCUAUGAUCUUCUUUAGAAAGGGCGUGCGAAGUGUUGACCCCAAGACCGGCAAGGAGAUCAUGUACGAUCUCGAGAACCCUAUCAACUUCUCCGUCUUCCCUGGUCACCAGGGCGGCCCUCACAACCACACUAUUACUGCCUUGGCUGUUGCUCUCAAACAAGCUGCUACUCCGGAAUUCAGACAGUACCAGGAGCAGGUUGUGAAGAACGCCAAGGCUGUCGAGACCGAAUUCAAGCGUCUCGGCUACAAGCUCGUUGCCGACGGAACCGACAGCCACAUGGUUCUCUUGGAUUUGAGGCCCAAGGCUCUUGAUGGCGCUCGUGUCGAAGCUGUCCUUGAGGCUAUUAACAUUGCUUGCAACAAGAACUCCAUUCCCGGAGACAAGUCCGCCUUGACCCCAUGCGGUAUCAGAAUCGGCGCUCCAGCCAUGACCAGCCGUGGCAUGGGUGAGGAGGACUUCAAGCGUAUCACCCGAUACAUCGACCGUGCAAUCAAUAUCUGCAAGGACAUCCAGGCUGGUCUUCCCAAGGAGGCCAACAAGCUCAAGGACUUCAAGGCCAAGGUUGCCACCGGUACCGUCCCGGAGAUCGUUGAUCUCAAGAAGGAGAUCAGCGAAUGGGCCAGCUCUUUCCCUCUUCCAGUAUAAACUGCCCGAUGCAGUUUUUAAUUUUCUUCUAGUGUUUUCAGUGUGGUGCUUGGGGUUGUUUGCAUGAUCUUUGGUAUUCAAAAAAAAAAAGGGAAAUGGGGUAAAAUCUUCAACGUCGUUUACGAAUAUGGCAUGAGCGCACGGUAUGGAUUUUCAACAAGCAAUCCAUAGUAUUGGGUGGCAAUCACUAUGUCUUUUUAUUAAUUUCUUAUUUUUUUUCUAUUUAUUUUUAUUUUUAUUUUUUUGGUGCGGUGGAGGAUUGGAUGUAGUGGAGGAAGGCUUGCUCAGAAGUCACAUCAAGGCUUCGGUAUUUCCAAACUGCUCGAUGAUAUCGCAAGUAAUAAUUCCUCGGAAUCACUCUCUGCACAAUGCUGUCUUAAUCAUGCAAG